Penicillium nucicola is the source of this 1104-nucleotide messenger RNA. RefSeq names its product DSD1 family PLP-dependent enzyme. Gene Ontology annotation, biological process: D-serine catabolic process. Lineage: Eukaryota; Fungi; Ascomycota; Eurotiomycetes; Eurotiales; Aspergillaceae. The transcript has a single exon. Gene Ontology annotation, molecular function: D-serine ammonia-lyase activity. The coding region runs from base 1 to 1104 and encodes 367 amino acids. The record is from RefSeq and is a predicted model, not a curated record.
AUGUAUUCCCCCAAGGUUGGUGACAGGCUCGAUAGCCUUGAUACGCCAUCCAUGAUUGCAGACCUUGAUCUUAUGGAGGAAAACAUCAAGAAACUUAUGGAUAAGCUUUUACCAACUGGUCUUAAUAUCCGCCCUCAUCUUAAAACAACCAAGAGUGCCAUUCUGGCCAGAAAGCUGGUGAAAGCCGGUGCCAAGGGAGGCUGCGUGGCCAAAGUCAGCGAAGCCGAAGUCAUUGCUGCCGCAGGGUUCGACGAUUUGCUCAUCACAUGUGAGAUUGUCGGCCCUGCCAAAGUCAGGAGACUUGUGGAAUUGUUCCGCAAAUACCCCAAGAUCAGGAUCGUGGUUGAUAGCGAAAUCGGUGCAUCAGCCAUUAACGAUGCUUUAGAGACCUCAGGGAUUGCAGAGCCCAUUACAACCCUUAUUGACCUCGACGUUGGACUUCAUCGCACUGGCGUAUCACCAGGCGAACCUGCCCUGGCCCUGGCCCGACAUGUCGGUGGGUUGAAGCAUCUGAAGCUGAUUGGUGUCCAAGGGUAUGAAGGUCAUCUGCAGCAUUUGCAUGAUAAAGAGGAUCGCAAAGCUCAGUGCCUAGAGUCUAUGCAGAUCCUAACGAGCACUGCCGACUCCCUGCGGAAGGCCGGCUUCAAAAUUGAAGUGGUCACCACGGGAGGCACGGGUACGGCCGAGUUCUGCGCGACCGUUCCUGGCGUCACUGAGCUUCAACCUGGAUCAUUUAUCUUCAUGGAUACGGAUUAUCGAAACGCCGUUGGUACUUUCUAUUCAAACAGCCUCACAAUUCUAUCAACGGUUGUGAGCAAGCAAGGUCCCCGGGCGGUUACUAUCGAUAGUGGAUUGAAGUCUUUGACGACGGAUAGUGGGCUGGCAGAGUGCAAGGACCCGAGAUAUGUCUAUGGAGUUCUUGGCGAUGAGCAUGGCUCCCUAAUGUGGGAAGACGGUACACCGGAUCUCUCGGUCGGUGAUCGCGUUGAAAUGAUUCCAAGUCAUAUCGACCCUACAGUCAACCUGCAUGACUUCUAUUAUGCUUACCGCCGAGGCAUCAUCGAAGAAAUCUGGCCCGUUGACUCAAGGGGAAAGGUUCAAUAG